UCUAUGGGGGAAGGGGGGAGGGAACGCUGACUCUGGAGGCUGCUGGGAUUAGGGUGGGGGUGUGUGAGAGCUGCCCUUCUGUACCAGCAAAGAGCCUCCCGGUGAGGAGAGGAAGGAGAGAGAUGAAACUGGCCCGGUCUGCGGGGGAAACGCGACAGUCUUGUUAGAGGGACAGUGUCUUGGUAAUGUCCAGGGCGCCAGGAAGAGAUGUCCUUGUGGCUGGAGGCUCCAGAGCCUGAUGUUUGUCCUGGCUCAGAUUCUGCCACGGAGUUGUGGAAGGCAGAAACCGAAGAUGCAAAAGACCAGGGAGGCAAGAGCGGCGUCCUCAGGGAGGAAGCUAGGAUGCCCCAGUCUGCUGAAAGUGCUUUCAGAAUGGGGUUGGAGGCAGCAGAGCCCACAGCCCUGCUUCCCAGGGCAGAAGCUUUUCCAGAGCCUACAGAGCUUCGUCCGCAAAAGCGAAAAAAGGGGCCAGCCCCCAAAAUGCUGGGGAAUGAGCUGUGCAGCGUGUGUGGGGACAAAGCGUCUGGCUUCCACUACAAUGUGCUAAGCUGUGAGGGCUGCAAGGGAUUCUUCCGCCGCAGUGUCAUCAAGGGAGCCCGCUAUGUUUGCCACAGCGGUGGCCACUGCCCCAUGGACACCUACAUGCGACGGAAAUGCCAGGAGUGUCGGCUUCGCAAAUGCCUCCAGGCUGGCAUGAGGGAGGAGUGUGUCUUGUCAGAAGAGCAGAUCCGCUUGAAGAAACUGAAGCGGCAAGAAGAGGAACAGGCUCAAACCACAUCAGUGUCCCCAAGGGUUUCCUCAGCUCCCCAAGUCCUGCCCCAGCUCAGCCCGGAGCAACUGGGCAUGAUCGAGAAGCUGGUUGCCGCGCAGCAGCAGUGUAACAGACGCUCCUUUUCUGACCGACUUCGAGUCACGCCUUGGCCCAUCGCACCUGACCCUCAAAGCCGGGAAGCCCGGCAACAGCGCUUUGCCCACUUUACCGAGCUGGCCAUCGUGUCUGUGCAGGAGAUUGUUGACUUUGCCAAACAGCUUCCUGGCUUCCUGCAGCUCAGCAGGGAGGACCAGAUCGCCUUACUGAAGACCUCUGCGAUUGAGGUGAUGCUUCUGGAGACAUCACGGAGGUACAACCCUGGGAGUGAGAGCAUCACCUUCCUCAAGGAUUUCAGUUAUAACCGGGAAGACUUUGCCAAAGCAGGGCUUCAGGUGGAGUUCAUCAAUCCCAUCUUCGAGUUCUCCAGAGCCAUGAAUGAGCUGCAGCUGAACGACGCCGAGUUUGCUCUGCUCAUCGCCAUCAGCAUCUUCUCUGCAGACCGGCCCAACGUGCAGGACCAGCUCCAAGUGGAGAGGCUGCAGCACACAUAUGUGGAGGCCCUGCAUGCCUAUGUCUCCAUCAACCACCCCCACGACCGACUGAUGUUCCCACGGAUGCUGAUGAAAUUGGUGAGCCUCCGCACUUUGAGCAGCGUCCAUUCAGAGCAAGUGUUUGCACUUCGCCUACAGGACAAAAAACUUCCCCCACUUCUGUCUGAGAUCUGGGAUGUGCACGAAUGACUGUCCUUCCACCAUGUCCUCUGCGCUGUGAGCAACACUUACGGAGGCUUACUGACUGCUUCCUAGAGGUGGAGCAGACUGAGAAGGGCAAACAUUCCUGGGGGCCCCCCCGAGAAGGAGAUCCUUGUAUGGCAUUAAAGGAGAGUCAAAGGGCUG
This is a messenger RNA of Alexandromys fortis (reed vole), 1707 nucleotides long. It is a transcript of the gene Nr1h3, whose product is annotated as nuclear receptor subfamily 1 group H member 3. NCBI's taxonomy places the organism in Eukaryota, Metazoa, Chordata, Mammalia, Rodentia, Cricetidae. Bases 208 to 1551 code for a protein of 447 amino acids. Gene Ontology annotation, molecular function: RNA polymerase II cis-regulatory region sequence-specific DNA binding; zinc ion binding; nuclear receptor activity. Gene Ontology annotation, biological process: negative regulation of transcription by RNA polymerase II; negative regulation of inflammatory response; cell differentiation. The record is from RefSeq and is a predicted model, not a curated record. The transcript has 10 exons.